UGGAGUGGAUCUUCCGUGCUGUGUGUAAUCCCAGCCCUCUCUCCUCUCCGCUCUGCAUGUUCAGUCGUCCGCCAUGGCGAACAUGAGACGGAAUUUCCCAGGAUCAACGACCAGCACCUUCAAGUCACUGGGGCUCAGGAGCUGCUAAUGCGACGGCGGUGGAUGUAAUCUACAACACAAGCAGCUGGGAAUAUAAUACAGAUCGAUUGGCUCCCCGCGUUGCACGGAAAGAGGGUGGGGCACCAUGGUGGAGCCUGACCCGAAGGCGUCGGCCGCGGGCCCGCGCCUCGGCGCCCCGGUGACCCUGGGGAUCAGCACCCUGGACCCGGGGCUCCGCCCCCCCGCCAUGCCGGCCGGGCGCCGCGUCACGGUGCGCGUCCGCAUGCUGGACGACUCCGAGGAGCUCUUCGACGUCUCGAUAAGAGCGCCGGGCAAGGUGCUGUUCGACCUGGUGUGCACCCACAUGAACCUGAUCGAGGGGGACUACUUCGGCCUGGAGUUCCAGGACCACCACAAGAUGACGGUGUGGCUGGAUCUCAUCAAGCCUCUCAUGAAGCAGCUCCGACGACCCAAACACACGGUGCUGCGCUUCGUGGUCAAGUUCUACCCCCCGGACCCCGCCCAGCUACUGGAGGAACUGACCCGGUACCUCUUCGCCCUCCAGCUGAAGCAGGACCUCUCCGCCGGACGCCUGACCUGCAACGAUAGUAGCUCCGCCCUCAUGGUCUCCCACGUUGUCCAAUCGGAGAUCGGGGACUUCGAGGGCAGCCAGAGCCGGUCCCACCUCCUCAACAACAACUACAUUCCAGACCAGAUGGCCCUGAUGGACCGCAUCAUGGAGUUCCACUCCAAGAACACUGGGCAGACGCCGGCGGAGUCGGACUACCAGCUGCUGGAGGUGGCGCGCCGGCUGGAGAUGUACGGCGUCCGACAGCACCCUGCCAAGGACCGGGAGGGCACCCAGCUGAGCCUGGCCGCGUCCCACACGGGGGUGUUGGUCUUUCAGGGACACACGCGGAUCAACGCCUUCAACUGGUCCAAAGUACGCAAGCUGAGCUUCAAGAGGAAACGCUUCCUCAUCAAGCUGAGAGCCGACCUGAACAGUUCGUACCAGGACACCCUGGAGUUCCUCAUGGGGAGCCGGGACUGCUGCAAGGUGUUCUGGAAGAUCUGCGUGGAGUACCACGCCUUCUUCCGUCUCUUCGAGGAGCCCAAGCCCAAACCCAAGCCCGUCCUCUUCACUCGCGGCUCCUCCUUCAGAUUCAGCGGGCGCACGCAGAAGCAGGUUAUCGACUACGUGAAGGAGUCGGAGUUUAAGAAGAUCCCGUUUGAAAGGAAACACAGCCGGGUCCAACAUGUCUGCCGGCUGUCCCCCGUGCCUUCGCCGCGGAGGCAGGAGGUGCCCUCAGAGCAGAGAGGCGCCCCCUGUGGCAGAGUGGACUCCCCGCCCCAGCGCCACUGGAAGGAAUCAGCGCUGGUGACCGCAGAAGACCCCACCCCCUCCUCCCCCCGGACGCGGGCCAGCCCCGCAGUGAGCCUGAGGAACGGCCGCGAGGACCCCCGGACCACGCCCCCCCCCGGAGGGGCCCGCCCCCAGCCGGAGGAGCCCAGCAGGCCCCGCCCCCACCACCCGGAUCCUCUGAACACAGGUGGGGGGGUCGUGUCCGGCGGCCCCCACCCGGCGGCGUCCCCGGGCGCCCCCCGCCCCCACGCGCUCCUCAACGGCCAGAAGCAGUCCCUGGACCUCUGCGGCCUCAGCCCCGACGGGCGCCAGCCCUCGCCCCUCACCAGCCCGCUGCUCUACGACGCUGGCUGCGUGCGCACGGACGACGAAGACGAGGUCCGCAGGAAGAGGUUCCCCAACGACCGCGCCUACUUCAUCGCCAAGGAGCUGCUGACCACAGAGAGAACCUACCUGAAGGACCUGGAGGUGGUCAGCGUGUCCUUCCAGGCGGCGGUGGCGGUGGACGAGGCCGCCCCGGAGCCCCUCAGGACCUCCCUGUUCUCCAACUUCGAGCCGCUCUACAAGUUCCACAGCAGCUUCCUCCGCGACCUGGAGCAGAGGGUGGCUCUCUGGGAGGGCCGGUCCAACGCCCACAUCAAAGGAGAGCACCAGCACAUCGGAGACGUCAUGCUGAAGAACAUCCAGGGGCUAAAGCCCUUGACAGCUAACCUCCAGCGCCAGGCGGAGGCCCUGGUGGAUCUGGACCAGGCGUGCCGGGCCUCCCGUCGGCUGCAGGACGUGUGCCGGGACUUUGAGCUGCAGAAGGUGUGCUACGUCCCCCUCAACGUGUUCCUGCUGCGCCCGCUGCACCGCCUCACGCACUACAAGCAGAUCCUGGAGCGCUUCUGCAAGCACUACCCGCCCACGCACGGGGACUUCAGGGACUGCCGAGCGGCUCUCGCGGACGUGACGGAGGUGGUGGAGCAGCUAAGGGGCAGCAUGCUGAAGAUGGAGAACUUCCAGAAGCUCCUGGAGCUCAAGAAGGACCUCAUCGGCAUCGACAACCUGGUCAUCCCUGGACGGGAGUUCAUCCGGUUAGGUUGUCUCAGCAAGCUGUCGGGAAAAGGCCUCCAGCAGCGCAUGUUUUUCUUGUUCAAUGAUGUCAUUUUGUACACGAGUCGUGGGAUGACGGCAACCAACCAGUUCAAAGUUCACGGCCAGCUGCCACUCCAUGGCAUGACGAUCAGGGAGAGCGAGGACGAGUGGGGCGUGCCCAACGCCUUCACUCUGAUUGGUCAGCAGCAGUCGGUGGUGGUGGCCGCCAGCUCCCUGUCGGAGAUGGAGAAGUGGAUGGAAGACAUUAAGAUGGCGAUCGACCUGGCAGCCGAGACCAGCAACGGACCGGCCUCAGACGUCCUCAGCGUCGACAACAAAUUCCCAGAGGACUCGUCGGCGGAGGCGGAGUCUGAGGACGACUUGGCGGCGCCCCGCGGCCCCCCGGAGAAGCCGCCCCCCCACCGUGCUAACACCACGGUGCACGUGUGCUGGCACCGCAACACCAGCGUGUCCAUGCUGGACUUUAGCCUAGCUGUGGAGAACCAGCUGUCAGGGAACCUCCUGAGGAAGUUCAAGAACAGCAACGGCUGGCAGAAGCUGUGGGUGGUCUUCACCAACUUCAGCCUCUUCUUCUACAAGACCCACCAGGACGACUACCCCCUGGCCAGCCUGCCCCUGUUGGGAUACUCCGUCACGGUGCCGAGCGAGGCGGAGAACAUCCACAAGGACUACGUCUUCAAGCUGCACUUCAAGUCCCACGUGUACUACUUCCGCUCCGAGAGCGAGUACACCUUCGAAAGGUGGAUGGAGGUCAUCCGCAGCGCCACCGUUCCUUCCAGCAGAACCCGGAUCCAGAACCGGAAGAACGAGACCAUUCCUCACUGAGCCAACCCACUACCCCCAAACCACCUCUCUCUCCGUCUUUCUGUCUCUCUCUCUCUCUGUCUUUCUGUCUCUCUCUCUCUCUGUCUUUCUGUCUCUCUCU
Messenger RNA from Gadus chalcogrammus (walleye pollock), 3485 nucleotides. RefSeq names its product FERM, ARHGEF and pleckstrin domain-containing protein 1-like. The record is from RefSeq and is a predicted model, not a curated record. The transcript has 27 exons. Lineage: Eukaryota; Metazoa; Chordata; Actinopteri; Gadiformes; Gadidae. Gene Ontology annotation, molecular function: guanyl-nucleotide exchange factor activity; cytoskeletal protein binding. The coding region runs from base 245 to 3385 and encodes 1046 amino acids. Gene Ontology annotation, cellular component: cytoskeleton.